UCCGCCCUCAGGCCUGCCUCUCGCGCAUCCGGGCUCUCAGCGCCACACGGGGAAGAUGGCGGCGGCGACGGUGGCGGCGGCGCUCCCCGACGAGUGGAUCAAGAACUGGGAGAAAUCGGGCAAAAGCGAGUUUUUGCAGUUAUGUCGUUCUCUUGCUGAAAAUAAAAGCCAUGAUAACGUGACUGUGAGAAGAUUUUCAUCUGGGAAAAUGCGGAAUGAGAUGGACUCUCUUAAAUGUAUUCAGCAGGCACUGUAUGAGCUUGCUUACCAUGUUGUGAAGGGAAACCUAAAGCAUGAUCAAGCAUCAAAUGUACUCAGCGAUGUUAUAGAAUUUCGGGAUGACAUGCCCUCCAUCCUAGCUGAUGUAUUCUGCAUAUUAGAUAUUGAAACUAGUUGUUUAGAAGAAAAGAAUAAGAGAGAUCAGUUUAUGCAGCUGGUGUUAGCAUGUUUGUAUUUAGUUUCAGACACUAUACUAAAAGAGCGGCUGGACCCAGAAACAUUAGAGUCGUUAGGGCUUAUCAAGCAGUCUCAACAGUUCAAUCAGAAGUCUGUGAAAAUCAAGACAAAACUUUUUUAUAAGCAACAGAAAUUCAAUUUAUUAAGAGAAGAGAAUGAAGGUUAUGCGAAGCUGAUCGCUGAAUUGGGACAAGAUUUAUCUGGAAAUAUCACUAGUGAAUUGAUCCUAGAAAAUAUCAAAUCGUUAAUAGGAUGUUUUAACCUGGAUCCUAACAGAGUGUUGGAUAUUAUCUUAGAAGUCUAUGAAUGCAGGCCAGAAUAUGAUGAAUUCUUUGUACCUUUGAUAGAAUCUUACAUGUAUAUGUGUGAACCUCAAACACUCUGUCAUAUCCUUGGAUUCAAAUUCAAAUUCUAUCAGGAGCCAAAUGGAGAGACUCCUGUCUCUUUAUACAGAGUUGCUGCAGUUCUUUUGCAACAUAAUCUAAUAGAUUUGGAAGAUCUUUAUGUUCAUCUUCUUCCAAGUGACAAUACUAUCCUUGAAGAACACAAACGAGAAAUUGGAGAAGCAAAGCAAAUUGUGAGGAAACUUACAAUGGUUAUACUAUCUUCUGAAAAGACUGAGGAGAAGGAAAAAGAAAAAGAGAAGGAAGAAGAGAAGACAGAAAAGCCACCUGAUAACCAGAAACUGGGUUUAUUAGAAGCAAUGUUAAAAAUCGGUGAUUGGCAGCACGCCCAGAGCAUUAUGGAUCAAAUGCCUCCAUUUUAUGCAACGUCACACAAGCCUAUCGCUGUCGCCCUUUGUCGGCUUCUUCAUGUGAUGAUUGAACCUCUCUAUAGGAGAGUUGGAGUACCCAAAGGUGCUAAAGGCAUACCAAUCCCCCCUUUGCAAAACAAGAGAGCGCCGAAACAAGUAGAAAGCUUUGAAGAUUUAAGGAAGGAAGUGUUCAACAUGCUUUGUUACCUCGGGCCUCAUCUCUCUCAUGAUCCCAUUUUAUUUGCAAAGGUGGUUCGUCUUGGCAAAUCUUUUAUGAAAGAGUACCAAUCUGAUGGAAGCAAGCAAGACGAUAAGGAGAAAAUGGAACUAUUAUUCAGCUGUUUGCUGAGUAUUACAGAUCAGGUUUUACUCCCUUCUCUUACCUUGAUGGACUGCAAUGCGUGUAUGUCAGAAGAACUUUGGGGAAUGUUUAAAACAUUUCCGUACCAGCACCGGUACCGUCUCUAUGGCCAGUGGAAGAAUGAAACGUAUAAUAGUCACCCGCUGCUAGUGAAAGUUAAAGCUCAGACAAUUGACAGAGCCAAAUAUAUUAUGAAGCGUCUAACCAAGGAAAAUGUAAAGCCUUCUGGAAGACAAAUUGGGAAACUGAGCCACAGCAAUCCAACUAUUUUGUUUGAUUAUAUUUUGUCUCAGAUACAGAAGUAUGAUAAUUUAAUAACGCCAGUUGUUGAUUCAUUGAAAUACCUCACUUCGCUGAAUUACGACGUCUUGGCAUAUUGCAUUAUUGAAGCACUGGCCAAUCCUGAAAAGGAGAGGAUGAAGCACGAUGACACUACAAUCUCCAGCUGGCUACAAAGCCUAGCUAGCUUCUGUGGUGCAGUUUUUCGAAAAUACCCUAUCGAACUUGCUGGCCUACUCCAGUAUGUGGCAAAUCAACUAAAGGCGGGGAAAAGUUUUGACCUACUUAUUUUGAAAGAGGUAGUACAAAAAAUGGCUGGGAUAGAAAUUACUGAAGAGAUGACCACGGAGCAGCUAGAAGCCAUGACUGGGGGAGAGCAGCUCAAAGCCGAGGGUGGAUAUUUUGGCCAGAUCAGAAACACUAAAAAAUCUUCUCAGAGAUUAAAAGAUGCACUUUUGGAUCAUGAUCUUGCCCUUCCACUGUGCCUUCUCAUGGCUCAGCAGCGAAAUGGUGUGAUCUUUCAAGAAGGAGGAGAGAAACAUUUGAAGCUCGUGGGAAAACUGUACGACCAGUGUCAUGACACUCUGGUGCAGUUUGGUGGAUUUUUAGCGUCCAACUUAAGCACAGAGGAUUAUAUUAAGAGAGUGCCUUCUAUCGAUGUUCUCUGUAAUGAGUUUCAUACACCUCACGAUGCUGCAUUUUUCCUUUCAAGGCCUAUGUAUGCACACCACAUUUCAUCAAAAUACGAUGAACUGAAAAAAGCCGAAAAAGGGAACAAGCAGCAGCAAAAAGUUAACAAAUAUAUUACGUCAUGUGAACUUGUGAUGGCUCCGGUUCAUGAUGCAGUAAUCUCCUUGCACCUUCCCAAAGUUUGGGAUGACAUCAGUCCACAGUUUUACGCCACGUUCUGGUCACUAACAAUGUAUGACCUCGCUGUGCCUCAGAGCAGCUAUGAGAGGGAAGUCACCAAACUCAAAGUCCAGAUGAAGGCAAUAGAUGACAAUCCGGAAAUGCCUUUGAAUAAAAAGAAAAAAGAAAAAGAACGCUGCACGGCCCUUCAGGAUAAGCUGCUUGAAGAAGAGAAGAAACAAUCUGAGCAUGUGCAAAGGGUGCUGCAGAGGCUGAAGUUAGAAAAGGAGAAUUGGCUUCUUGCAAAAUCUACCAAAAACGAGACCAUAACGAAAUUUCUACAGUUGUGUAUAUUUCCUCGCUGCAUUUUCUCUGCCAUUGAUGCCAUCUACUGUGCCCGCUUUGUGGAACUAGUUCAUCAACAGAAAACACAAAAUUUUUCCACGCUUCUUUGUUAUGAUAGAGUAUUCUCUGAUAUAAUCUAUACAGUAGCAAGCUGUACUGAAAAUGAAGCUAGUCGCUACGGAAGGUUUCUGUGCUGUAUGCUAGAAACUGUAACACGGUGGCAUAGUGAUAGGACCAUAUAUGAAAAGGAAUGUGGUAACUAUCCAGGUUUCCUCACUAUAUUACGGGCAACUGGUUUUGAUGGUGGGAACAAAGCUGACCAAUUAGAUUAUGAAAAUUUUCGACAUGUGGUACACAAGUGGCAUUAUAAGUUAACCAAGGCUUCCGUGCACUGCCUUGAAACGGGGGAGUAUACACACAUCAGAAAUAUCCUGAUUGUCUUGACCAAAAUCUUGCCAUGGUAUCCCAAAGUUGUGAAUCUGGGCCAGGCCUUGGAAAGAAGAGUCGACAAAAUCUGUAAAGAGGAGAAAGAGAAGAGACCCGAUCUCUAUGCAUUAGCUAUGGGCUAUUCUGGACAGUUGAGAAGUAGAAAACAUUGCAUGGUCCCUGAAAAUGAUUUCCACCACAAGGACCCACCCACCAGGAAUGCAGUACCUACAACAGUGCAGAAUGGGCCAGGUGGAGCUGCGCUGCCUCCUUCGCUGACAGUAAAUGCAGCUAAAAUGGAAGAAAGCACUACUGAGGAGACUGAUAAAUUAAAGGAGAAAUCUCAGGGUGCUGUGAAAGUAAUUAACAAAGCUGCCAGUACAAUGCCAAAAAUGACUGCAAGCAAUGGGAACAGUGCUUCUAACAGCAAAGUUAUUAAAGAAAAAGAAGACAAAGAGAAAUGUGGGAAGGAAAAAGACAAGGAGAAAAAAGAGAAGACUCCAGCUGCCACUCCUGAGGCCAAAGCACUUGGAAAAGAUGGGAAAGAAAAACCAAAGGAAGAGCGGACAAACAAAGAAGAUAAAGCCAGAGAUACCAAGGAGAAGACUCCCAAGUCAGAUAAAGAGAAGGAAAAGGCCAAGAGAGAAGAGAAAUCCUCCAAGGAUGAAAAAUCCAAGAUAAUUGUUACCAACGCUGAGUCAAAAUCAACAGCAGAAAAGGAGAGAGAGAAGGAACCAUCCAGAGAGAGAGAGGUCUCUAAGGAUAUGAAAGCCAAGGAAAAUAUUAGAGGAGGAGGAGGAGGAGGAGAGAAGGUGCCUGUUGCUGGGUCCUUGAAGUCACCUGUUCCCCGAUCAGAAGCAUCAGAUUCUGAAAGGGAACAAAAACGCCGCAAAGUUGAUACCCAUUCUUCUCCAUCGCAUUCCUCAACUGUAAAGGACAGCCUCAGCGAACUUAAGGACUCCUCAGCAAAGCACUACAUUAACCACUCAGCUCCAACACUGUCCAAGAGUAAAGAGAGAGAAGUGGAAAAGAAAGAUUUGGACAAGUCAAGGGAAAGAUCCAGAGAGAGAGAGAAGAAAGAUGAGAAGGAGAGGAAAGAACGGAAACGGGAUCAUUCAAAUAGUGACCGAGAAGUCCCCCAGGAUUCAACCAAAAGGCGGAAGGAGGAAAAUGGAACAACUGGUUCCUCCAAGCACAGCAAGAGCGAAAGUCCCUCUGAUUCACCUCUCUCAAAUGAGAAGGAGAAGGAGAAAAACAAAUCGAAAUCUUCAAGCAAAGAAAAAGGAGACUCCAUCAAAGUGGAUAAAACAGAGAAAAGCUCAUCUGCUAGCAAAAAGGAAUCCAGACAUGAUAAGGAGAAAACAGAGAAAAAAGAUAAACGGGACAGCACUGGCGGCAAAGAAGAAAAGAAACAUCAUAAAUCGUCAGACAAGCACAGAUAAUGAAUACUGUUCUGACCAAGGCAAGGUUGAAGUAGGAAGACACCGAGCUGUGACCAGAAAUAUAUUUUCUGGAAUAUGAAUUGCACAGAAGAUUGCGAAUGAAGAGGACCCAUCUGCAUCUCCUUAAAUUAUUCAGUUCUCUGCUUUUAUUUCCCUUCCACUGUUGAAGAUUUGAUUGUUGAGUUGUACAUUACUGUAUUUUUAACUUGUCGCUUAGUUUCUUAAAACAUUUAUUUUCAGUACCUGGCUGAAAGUGUUACAUGUUCCAUAUUUUUAGCACAAUGUGCUGCAAACAGUUGCCAUCGUGCAAAUGAGGUUUUUCAUGUGUACAGAGUUCCACGUUAGAUUUAUCAAAAAAUACUGCCUGAGUUUAGUAAUCCUUUUCGAUUUGGAAAUGCAUUCUUUUAGGUGUUCGGAAACCAACAAAUAAAACCGUUAUAUGAACCUUUUUGGAAUUUACCUCAUUGAAAUCUAGUUUUUAUUUAUUGUUUUUAAUAUCAAAAAACUAAAACGAAGUGGGAGCACUGUUUUCGAGCAUUGCUUAGGAAUUAUUUGUAUAUUAUGUGCACAACAUUGACUUGUUCAAAGUGACAAAAAAAAAGCAACCCUACACUUGAUCGUUCCUCACUACACCUUAUGUUUGUCAUAAUGUUUUUAGAGAAAUCAGGAAAUACUUUCUUCCAAACAGAAAAUAAAUAUUAGGUUUCAAUUCUGCAGCCACAGGAGCUUUGUAUUGCUGGACUUUAGUCAAAAAAAGAUAAAUUUCACAAUGACAUUUUUAAAAAAGGAAAACAAUUUUUUUAUCUGAAUUCUACCAGUGUAACCUUUUUUCUAAAUAAAUGAUAGUUUUAUCAAUGGGUCGUAAA
This is a messenger RNA of Sphaerodactylus townsendi, 5778 nucleotides long. RefSeq names its product THO complex 2 (gene THOC2). NCBI's taxonomy places the organism in Eukaryota, Metazoa, Chordata, Lepidosauria, Squamata, Sphaerodactylidae. The record is from RefSeq and is a predicted model, not a curated record. Gene Ontology annotation, molecular function: mRNA binding. Gene Ontology annotation, cellular component: THO complex part of transcription export complex. Bases 56 to 4912 code for a protein of 1618 amino acids. Gene Ontology annotation, biological process: mRNA export from nucleus; mRNA processing. The transcript has 40 exons.